Strongylocentrotus purpuratus (purple sea urchin) is the source of this 3339-nucleotide messenger RNA. RefSeq names its product ras-related protein Rap-1A. Gene Ontology annotation, molecular function: GTP binding; GDP binding; GTPase activity. Gene Ontology annotation, cellular component: plasma membrane. Gene Ontology annotation, biological process: Rap protein signal transduction; negative regulation of synaptic vesicle exocytosis; cellular response to cAMP. The transcript has 8 exons. Bases 178 to 729 code for a protein of 183 amino acids. The record is from RefSeq and is a predicted model, not a curated record. NCBI's taxonomy places the organism in Eukaryota, Metazoa, Echinodermata, Echinoidea, Camarodonta, Strongylocentrotidae.
AUCAGCUCAGCCGGUCAUAAUUUCGACCUCGCCCUGUGCAUUGGCCAGUACAUGUAUGCGCUGUCGACAGAACUAGCCUGAAAAGUACCGAUUUUUGUUACAAAUCUUUCCUAUUUUGUGCUAAUAGUAGUCUAAUUGGUCUAAUUUCCUAGACAUAGCAUCUAAUUUUCACACACAAUGAGGGAAUACAAGCUUGUGGUUUUGGGCUCUGGUGGUGUGGGCAAGAGUGCUUUGACAGUACAAUUCGUUCAAGGAAUCUUUGUUGAAAAAUAUGACCCCACAAUCGAAGACAGUUACAGAAAGCAAGUUGAGGUGGACGGACAACAAUGCAUGCUGGAGAUCUUGGACACAGCAGGCACAGAACAAUUUACAGCCAUGAGAGAUCUGUACAUGAAGAAUGGCCAGGGCUUCGUCCUUGUGUACUCCAUCACAGCGCAGUCUACCUUCAAUGAUCUCCAUGAUUUACGAGAGCAGAUCCUUCGUGUCAAAGACACAGAUAACGUUCCCAUGGUACUCGUAGGCAACAAAUGUGACUUGGAAGACGAGAGAGUAGUAGGCAAGGAUCAAGGAGCUAGCUUAGCAAGGCAGUUCAACGGCUGUACAUUCUUGGAGACCUCAGCUAAAGCUAAGAUCAACGUCAAUGACCUCUUCUACGACCUAGUCCGACAGAUCAACCGUCUAACACCGGAGUCGCGGAAGAAGCCCAAAAGAGCUUGUUUGAUUCUGUGACUUUUUUCUCUAUCUGCUGGCUGUCAGUGUUGCAUGAAGAAUAAAUGAUGCAUGAUGAUCUCUGCAUUCAGUUAUAUCCUCUGUGGUAAUAUGCAAGUAAUAUAGUCAACUGGUAGAAUAGAAGUUUACUAACUUUCCCUUCACACACCCCUUUUUUAAAAGCUUUGAGUAGGAAAGAGGGAAUUCUCUUUUCCCCAUGGCCAUCCACUGACCCUCACUGACCCCCACUGACCCCCACUAACCCCCACAUCCCCAUCUGCACAUAUUCCCCUUUAUAAAAAGAAAUCUCUUUUGGGGGGAGGAGGGGUGAUUGAUGAUUAUUUGUAAUUCAGAUAAGAGGGAUUAAAGUGUAGGUACGAUAGCACAUUCUAGCUUUCAAAUGAUCACAAGUCUGUGAAGUCUAUUCAAUUCUCUGAUGUACUAACAAAAGUAUGUAUACUUUGGGGAUGGUAACAAAUGGUAUUCCUAGUUUAUUACUGGGCAGCUCAACACAAAGCAUAUCACAAUAUAACUCUUACAAUAGCGUUGAUAAAACACACUAUUUACUCAUCCCUAAAUUGAUGUACAUGUAGCAGUGUUUGUGCAUUUUAGAAACCUAUACGUCUGCAUGCUCUUCCAAUUGUAAUUAAAUAUGUCUCUUAAUGAAUUUUGCAUUAUUUAAAUUGCUAUAGGUCUUAUUUAUCUGGAACUGUGAUAUAUGUAUACUUUGUUAUAAUCUUAAUUAUUAUUGAUAUACGUAAGUCAGUUACAACUGUUUUUAUUAUACUUUGUAGACAAGUAGUAUAAGCAAUCGAUAUUUUAACAUCUAAUACUAGACUUGUUUGCAUAAUUUACAAACAUUUUACAGGUAAACAUUCAUUGUAAAAGCCAAUAUUGUUGCAAAAUAUGAUUGUAUUUUUAUCUGUUAUCCAAACCUCUCACAGCUCAACAAACAGAAAUAUUAUCACGAAAAAAGAGCUUAGAGUUUGUCAGGCAAUUAUGAUGAAUUUGCACUCAUGCAUCAAGGAAUAAUGAAAAAAAAUUGUUGGUAUCAAACUGUUCAGAAAUAGCCAACACCUCAGAAAAUGAUGGAAAUAUUGUCUUGAACUAGCAGAGCAGCUUUAAAAAAAUUAUGCGAGGAUAAAUCUGUGAUGUUAAGCUUGCCAAUAAAAAUAUGGGGUAAUUGUGUUUUUACUGUGAUACUUGGUUCAUUGUGUAGCCACCUCAGUUGGUUCAUGGUAUUUUGGAGUAGGGAAAUAUGGCAAGGACUUGAAAUGCUGUGAUUUGUGAGCUUUGCUGUAAUUUGAUCAGUUUAAAUUUUGUUUUUAUCAUGGAUAUAACCAUCAGUGCUUGAGCAGGGAGCAGAAUAAUAAUAGAAAUAAAGAAGGUUUCAAAACCCAAAAAAUAACUACCAUAUACUUGAGUGCAAAUCUCAGUGCAAAUCUCAGUGUACCUACAUGUAUUUUCGCUAUAAAAUGUAGAGUUCAUUCAUGUGCAUGUUCUUGCGUUAUCUUUGAAAAAAUUUCUUGUAAAUAUUGGAGAGGUUUAAGGGUUCAUUUGCAAAACCAGAGCUGUCUUUUGUGACAACUUAAAGUCUUAAAAGGUUGUAGCUUUAUCUCUGUACACCAUGUAGGCCUGCUUGUUGCAGCAAUUCUAUCUGAUACUCCAUAUCCUUUGUAACAAGCCGAGAUGAUACAACAUGUGCAAGAAGAUGCAUCUCUUCUUUAUACACAUAUAAUAUAUAACAUUAUUAUUUAUAUAAGGCUUCCAAGUGGUACAAUAAAUCAGUGUAUUCAAUAUCUUUAGCGCAGUACCUGGAUGACAGAUCAAUAUCGUUUUCGUAUUGCUCAGUCAUCCGGGAACUUCAACUAUUGAUAUCGAUAUCAUACGAAAACAAAGCCAUAUUUACCGAGGUAAGUCAAAUUUUGUUAUUUCGCUAGUCAGAAUAAUAAUAUUGUAUGGCUUUGUUUUCGUGUGAUACAAAAAUAUAUUGCUCUCGCUAAGACAAUAUUAGACUCAUCUUUGACUCAUCAAAUAUUGUCAUAGCUCGAGCAAUAUAUUCUUGUAUCACACUCAAAGCCAUCCAAUAUUAUAUAAAUACUGUCAUGAAUAACACAGUUAUUGUUAUAUAUUUGAAAGGUUUUUUAUUUUGUACUUGCACUAGUGACUCUGUAUCCAAGAUAAUGACCUUACACAAACUUUUAAUAGCUGAGCUACUUUUUUCUUCUUCAGAAUAUCACUGUCUUAAAAAAUCUCAAUGUUUGAUGACAUGCAUGAUCCCUUAUAAAAGAGAGAAGUUGUCAUGAAGCUCAAUCCAACAUACUCUGAUAUCAGUUCAUAGUUCAAUAGGAAAAGAUACACAAAUUUUGUACAUGUAUGUUGAUAAGAAUUGCCUUGCGUUAAAAUUUUAUAAAUAAAUAUCUCUUCUAUUUUAUUGUAAUUUCAUUUCUUUACUUGAUGAGUUUUAUCAGUAGUUAUUACAAUUAUUUUAGUGAUCAUCAUGCAGUAGGCUUUUCUUGCAUUUGUAUGUUUGUAAAUUGUGAUGCCAUUUAAAUAAUUUUUAUGUUGGUUGUCAGGGCUUGCAUUGUGAGGAAGCCCAAAUCAAUAAAAUAUGCUUUACUGUACAGUAUA